ACAGCUUCCUGCCGCGGGCAGGCAGGCAGGCAGGCAGGCGGGCAGGCGCUGAGAGAGGCGGGCGCAGAGCCCAGGGGCAGGUACGGCUGGGGCGCAGGGUCUGUAUAGGGGCGCCUGGUGCCCCAGACUCCAGCCCAGCCUGGCCUGACCUCCCUGGGGUCAAGGGCCUUCCAGAACCGGCGCUGCCGCCCACUCAGCCCAUUGAGGGGAGGGGGCGCGGCUGCCCCUCUACCAGGCUCCCAGCCUGGUGCCCGCCUGGCCCCUGCCCCUUUGCUGGCCUGGCCCUCGCCCUGCAGCAGCUCUGCUCUUGAGGGCUGUGCAGCGAGCAGCUAGGCCAGGUCCAAGCCCCCUCCUGCAGAUGGAGGCGGUCAGCCUGAUCCCCUACGCACUGGGCCUCCUGCUGCUGCCCCUCUUGGCCGUGUUGCUGAUGGCACUGUGUGUGCGUUGCCGAGAGCUGCCAGGCUCAUAUGACACUGCUGCCCCCGAUAGUUUGACCCCAAGUAGCAUCGUGAUCAAGCGGCCUCCCACACUUGCCCCCUGGCCACCAGCCACUUCCUACCCGCCUAUGACCUCCUACCCACCCCUGAGCCAGCCAGAUCUGCUCCCCAUCCCGCGAUCCCCGCAGCCCCCCGGAGGCUCCCACCGCAUGCCUUCUUCCCGGCAGGACUCAGAUGGUGCCAACAGUGUGGCCAGCUACGAGAACGAGGGUGCGUCUGCGAUCCUGGCGGCCCUGGCUGGGAGGAGGCCAGGGCCCGCCCUGGGCUCUGCUGACCCUGUGUCGUUCCCCCCAGAGCCAGUCUGUGAGGAUGCGGACGAAGACGAGGAUGAGGAAGACUAUCACAACGAGGGCUACUUGGUGGUGCUUCCCGACAGCGUCCCAGCCACUGGCGCCACGGUCCCAGCAGCUCCUGCGUCCAACAAGCCCGGCCUCCGAGACAGCGCCUUUUCCAUGGAGUCCGGGGAAGAUUACGUGAACGUUCCUGAGAGUGAGGAGAGUGCAGAUGCGUCUCUAAAUGGGAGCCGGGAGUAUGUGAACGUGUCCCAGGAGCUACAGCCCGUGGCCAAGACCAAGCCUGCCACCGUGCGUUCCCAGGAGGUGGAGGAUGAAGAAGCUCCAGAUUACGAGAAUCUGCAGCUUAACUGAGGGCCUGUGUGCCUGUUCCGGAACCAGCCUUGCCCAGGAGUGCUGAGCCCAGCAGCUGGCAGUGGCUUUGUAGAGCCCCACCCUGCCCCGGCUCCAGCCUGACAACAGUCUGAGAAUUUUUCCCCUAACUUAUUGUCACUUCGGGGUCCAGUCCAUGUGGCCCCAAUACUCCGCACCUUCUGACGCAGCCUGAGAAUGAAGUACCCUGGCCCCAGCCCUACUCUGUAAUAGAAUAAAGGCUGGUGUGGUCUGCAGUGAUCUUGGCUUUGAGGGGGUGCCUAGUGGGUCAGAGUCGGAGCGAGGGUGGGCGGGGUCUGGGGGGGUCUGUGUGCGCAUGCGGGAGUGUGUUCGCGCAUGCGCAGGCGCCUGUGCGCAUGCGUGCUUCUGGGUCUCCAUCCUCACAUGCUCCCGGGUCCCUGACUGGGUGUGUGUGUAAUUGAACGAAGCGUGGGACACGUCACCUCUCGAAUGAGGCAGUUCCAACCCCGGCUGGGCCUUCUGGGCUCUGACAUGUCUCUCCACGAGUUAGUCCUCGGAAGGGAAGCACUGGGUGGGCGUCUAGAGGAGACCCUUCCCUGCUGGCCCCCAGUUUCUCCCUCUUUAAAACAAGCGGGUGGACUUGACAACCACAAACGGCUUUCUUAGGGCCUACAUUUUGUGGUUCUUAAUAAAACAGAACUUUAAAAAUUGCCUCCGCAACUGAAAAAGUUAAUGGACAGUGACGUCCUCUUCAGACUUGUGCAGGCGGCUCCCCUGGGGGUUUGGCUAAAAUGCAAACUCUGCUUCAGUCGAGCUGGGAUGGAGCCUGAGACUCUGUGUUUCAAAGGAGCGCCCGACUGGUUCUGCUGCUGCUCCGAGACGCCCGCCCCACCCCCCAUCCCCAGUAGCAGGAUCUGGAGGACAUCCUGGUCGUUGUGACUGGUUCCGACGUGAGCAAGUGACCACCUGGCCAGAGUGAGGCCCAGCGCUGGACAUGGGCAGCAAAUGUCAGGAAGAAGCAGCUCUUUCUCUUCACGGCAGUCGUGCAGCUGGGGAAUGUGGUCCUUGGGGCCCAUGCCUGGAGUGCCUCCUGAGAAUGAUGGAGGAGAGACAGCCCGGAGGCGGGCAGGGCUGGCCGGCUUCCUGGUGGUGUCAGAACACCUGGAUCCAGUCACACCUGAAGCAAGAUAGCCCCUCAGACUUCAGUUACUCGGGCCAAUAAAUGACCAGUUUUCUUCCAUC
Sus scrofa (pig) is the source of this 2365-nucleotide messenger RNA. It is a transcript of the gene LAT, whose product is annotated as linker for activation of T cells. Gene Ontology annotation, cellular component: immunological synapse; membrane. Gene Ontology annotation, biological process: inflammatory response; immune response; regulation of T cell activation. NCBI's taxonomy places the organism in Eukaryota, Metazoa, Chordata, Mammalia, Artiodactyla, Suidae. The record is from RefSeq and is a predicted model, not a curated record. Gene Ontology annotation, molecular function: protein kinase binding.